Molecule: messenger RNA, 4010 nt
Organism: Sardina pilchardus (European sardine)
Lineage: Eukaryota; Metazoa; Chordata; Actinopteri; Clupeiformes; Clupeidae
Product: disks large-associated protein 2-like
Exons: 17
Coding region: 1-3987 (1328 amino acids)
Biological process (GO): signaling
Cellular component (GO): glutamatergic synapse; postsynaptic specialization
Molecular function (GO): molecular adaptor activity
Source: RefSeq, a predicted model, not a curated record
AUGAAGAGCCUCGCCGGCGGGCGGCCGCAGUACCCGUACCCCCCCCUCCACAGCCGUGACCCCCGUUACGCCCCCUCCUACCUGCUGAGCCCCACCGAGGGCAGCUUCCCCCUGGACUCCCCCCUGCUGCAGCAGCACUCGCCCCGCACAUCCCUGCACUCCGACUGCCUGGUGAUGGCGCCCGGGUUGCUCCCGGCGACUGGCGCGCUGCCCGCCGAGCACAUGUCCAGCAGCACGUUUCCCAGGAUGCACUACAGCUCGCCGUACUACAACUCCAUCCCGCGGGAGGACUGCGUGGCGCUCACGCCCACCGUGGCACACGCGCCCGCCUCCUACGCCACCUCCGCCCAUCACCACCACCAACAGCACAGCAACCGCCUCCCGUCGGGGAUGCUGGUGGAGCAGGUGGAGAAGCAGCGGCCGGGCCAGCGCGAGGGCUUCCACACGCUGCAGUACCACCGCGGGGCCGGCACCGGCGAGAGCCCGGGCCGCAUCCGCCACCUGGUGCACUCGGUGCAGAAGCUGUUCACCAAGUCGCACUCGCUGGAGGGCUCGUCCAAGGCCAACGGCGGCGGGGGCGGGGGUGGGGGGGGCGGGGGGGGCCGGGCGGACAGCGUCCACCACCAUCACCACUCCUCCACCUCCUCCCGGCACGGCGGCAGCGGCAAGCGCAGCAAGAGCAAGGAGCGACGGCACCGAUCCUCCGGCGACUGGUGGAGCUCCGACGACAACCUGGACAGCGACGGAACCUUCCGCGCCGCCACCGCCGCGCAGCAAAGCAUGAUGGGACACUGCCCCCCGCUGGAGCACCCAGCACACUUCGGCCGCCUCUCGCUCAAGACGUCCAAGAGCAGCGGCGACAUCAAGUGCUCGGCCUGCAAGAGCGCGCCGCCCGACGGCAAGUUCCUCAAGCGCAGCUCCUGGUCCACCCUCACCGUCAGCCAGGCCAAGGAGGCCUACAGGAAGUCCUCGCUCAACCUGGACAAGCCCUCCGCCUCCGCCCUGCACCACGAGCACAUGGGACACCGCCUGCACCACUACCUGCAGGUUCCCGGGGACGAGUGGAGGGGUUACCCUGGCGAUGACGAGAUUCCGUGCCGGCGGAUGCGGAGCAGCAGCUACGUGAAGGCCAUGGGAGACGAGGAGAGCGCCGGCGAGUCCGACCCCAGCCCCAAGAGCUCCCCCACCAAGGCGGUCCGCCCCGACGCCCUCGUCCUCAAGUCGGCCAUUCAGAGACCACACCUAGAACCCCAAAGUCAGGGUUAUCACCUGCAGACGUCUCGUGACAUGCGCCCCCUCCCCAACGUGAGCCUGGACCCCCCCAGCGCGUACCACCCGCCCCCCUACCGCUCACGCAACCAGAGCUACAUGCGGGCAGUCAGCACCCUGAGCCAGGCCAGCUGCGUCAGCCAGGUGAGUGAGACUGAGGUCAAUGGCCAGUUUGAGUCAGUUUGCGAGUCCGUUUUUAGCGAACUAGAGAGCCAGGCCAUGGGUGCGCUGGAUUUGCCCGGCUCCUUUCGCACGCGGAGCCACAGUUACCUGCGUGCGAUACAGGCUGGGUAUUCCCAAGACGACGACUGCUUGCCUUCCGUGACAUCCUCCACUGUCACGUCGACUCUCAGAUCCACAACAGAGGGCUACGACGGCCUGGACGCCGCGUCCUUGCUGAACGAGGACAUCAUCGAGGACGACGACGCGGCCAGCUCGUCGGCCUAUCAGGAGCUGGAGACCCUGGAGCGCGAGCACGCCGCACGCAGCCAGCACAGCACCAGCUCCACGGUCACCGCCAUCUCCGUCCCGCCGACGUCCCCCCGCGGCUACCGCGUGCCGCUCCCGCCUCGCCCGCCCCCCACGGAGCCCCCGGCCGCGCCACAAGCCCUGCAGGCCUUCAAGGAGUCGGCGGGCGUGCUGGCGGCGUUCAACAUGCAGUGGAAGGAGGAGAUCUCGGCCAUGCGCUACGAGCUGGCCGAGCUGCGCAGAGACGUGUGCGGCGAGCUCAAGACCUUCAACAGCAACUUCUUCAACUUCACGCAGUGCUACAACAUGUGGACCAUGUGCCGCGAGGCGGCGGACGGGGGAGGGAGCGGGAGGGCGGGGGCGGGCGGCCCCGGGGAGCGCGUUUCCGUGGGAACGCAGGCGAACGCGGCGCCCGUGCGGCAGGACACGGUGGACGCCUCGGUGAUGUGCCAGCCCGAGCCGUCGGUGCUGUGCCAGCCGGAACCGACCGCCUUCAGCAUCCUGGACCUGAUGCGGCCGCCGCUCAUCACCAUCCCGCCCGAGCCCGCCGUGCCCGAGCUCACCGUCACCUCCGCCAGCCCCACCUCCGCCAGCCCCGCCAGCUCGCGCACCUCCGAGGACUCCACCUGGGACCCGCCCAAGAAGCAGCGCCAGCAGCACCACCACCACCACCACCACCACCGCCCCGAACGCCACGACGGCCGCAGGAGCACCAGCCUCGAGCUCUGGAGCCGGAAGUACCCCAGCGGGCCCAUGGCCUACCUGUCCCUCUCGUUCUAUGGGGAUGAGCGGGCCCGUGGCCUACCUGUCCCUCUCGUUCUAGUGGGGAUGAGCCAGCAGUCCGCUGACCAGCGCCCUCUAGUGGGGGAGAGCCAGCAGCCAAUCAGAGACCAGCGGCCUGCCUGGAUCCAGUUCCGUCUCCCCACCGCCUGCAGUGUUGACCGCACACAACCUGCACCCUCAGCUCCAGGAGUCUCGUACCCCCCCAGCGUGAAGCAGACCCCCCCUCAGGUGCCCCCCCGCAGCGUCACGCGCCCCAUCAUCUCCGUGACGGCCCAGAGCAGCACCGAGUCCGCGCCGGACCUGCAGCUGGAGGGGGGCCUGGGCCUGGGCCUGGCGGAGGGCACUAGGGCCCUGCGGCAUCUCCCCUCGGGGCUGGACGGCGGCGGCGGGGGCAAGCGGCUGCUGUCCACAGGAAGCCAGGGCUCCAUCCAGACGUGCGACAAAGCCGUGCUGGUGUCCAAGGCAGAGGAGUACCUGAAAACGGCACGCUCGUCUGUGGGGAUACAGGUUGAGACAGCGACGGACUCGGAGUCCGAGAGGAGAGGGCUUCCACAGUUCCACUCGGUGGGCAUCCAGGUGGAGGAUUUCAAACGGCAGGGCCGGUUCAAGCGCUCCAACAGCGUGACGACGGCGGUGCAGGCGGACCUGGAGCUGGAGGGGUUUCCCUCCACGGAGGACAAGGGCCUGCAGUUCGGCGGCUUCCACUCCGAGCCCACCACGCCCACGCAGUACGGGGCGCUACGCACCGUCCGCACCCAGGGCCUCUUCAGCUACCGCGAGGACCACCGGCCGGCCAGCCCGCAGACCCCCGCCUGGAUGGCGGAGGGCCCCCCCGGGGCGGAGGGGGGGGUGGGGGUGUCGGCGGGGGCGGAGGGCGGUCGGGCAUCGCCGCUGCGGAGGGACGGCAACUGGUUCAUGCAGCUGCUGGACGGGGAGAGCCGCAGGCUGGAGGACUGGUGCCGGGACAUGGAGCAGGAGGCCGAGGAACAGCAGCUGACCGAGGACAUCCUAGGUAAAAUCAGGAGUGCGGUGGGCAGCGCUCAGCUCCUCAUGUCUCAGAAGUUCCAGCAGUUCUACUGGCUCUGUCAGCAGAACCUGGACCCCAGUGCUAUGCCCCGGCCCACCUCCCAGGACCUGGCGGGCUUCUGGGACCUGCUGCAGCUGUCCAUCGAGGACGUGUCCACCAAGUUCCAGGAGCUGCAGCAGAUCAGGGGCAACGAGUGGAAGCCUUUAGAGAGCCCAGAGAAGAAGGCAGGGAAAUGGCCACCCCCUGUUCCACGGAGGCCCUCUAGGGGGCGCGGGGCGAUGAUGCGGGACCGCUCGCUGGACCUGCAGGACCGGCAGCGGCAGGAAGCCCGGCGACGCCUCCUGGCCGCCAAACGGGCCGCGUCAUUCCGACAGAGCUCCGUCACGGAGCGCGGAGACAGCAUCGAGAUCUACAUCCCCGAGGCCCAGACCAGGCUCUGACACACACACACACUCACACACAG